GCUCGCGCGGCUCUGGAGCAGCUCCGACACGUCGGGUGCUUUCAGGUGAAGCGCUGGUACCUGCUGCGCUGAAGAGGUGUGCAGCCCUCACACACAUGAAGGAGUUAUUCGUGUCUCUUUCUUGUCGUGGUUGGUGCUGCUUGAAACGGAGAGAAAGAACAAGUUGUGGAAGACUUCUGAAAAAAAUGCUGAUUCGUCAGUGGUGGUUGCUAGGCGGUCGCUAAGGUCGCAGCUGCCUGUCAAGGCUAACAUGGAACGAGAGGGCUCAUUUAGGAGGACUCUCCACAGCAAGCUGAGGUUGGGUAGCAACUCGUCCUCCAGUCUGACCGACCUCUCGCAGGCGAAGACCGGAGGAGGAGGAGGAGAAGGAGGAGGAGGAGGAGGAGGAGGAGGAGGGACAACUGGGGGACUGGCUGAGGAGUGCAGCAGGGACAGGGGGACCCAGCAUAGAAGGGCCGGGACCAACGCCACUUGGAACAGCAUCCACAAUGCAGUGAUAUCAGUUUUCCAGAGGAAGGAUCUGGGGGAGAAUGAACUCUACUCUCUGAAUGAAGGCGUCAGGCAGCUGCUGAAGACGGAGCUGGGCUCCUUCUUCACGGAGUACCUUCAGAACCAGCUGCUCACGAAAGGCAUGGUGAUCCUGAGAGACAAGAUCCACUUCUAUGAAGGUCAGAAGUUGCUGGACACUCUGGCCGACACAUGGGACUUCUUCUUCUGUGAUGUUCUGUCCAUGCUGCAGGCCAUCUUCUAUCCCGUACAGGGAAAGGAGCCAUCGGUGCGUCAGUUGGCUCUCCUCCACUUCAGGAACAUCAUCACCCUCAACCUGAAGCUGGACGAGGCUCUGUGUCGACCCCGAGCCAGAGUUCCCCCUUCUAUCAUACAGAUGCUGCUAAUACUACAGGGAGUCCAUGAAUCUAAAGGUGUAACAGACGUCUACCUCCGUCUGGAGUCUCUCAUCCAGAAGGUGGUCUCUCCUUACCUCGGCACUCAUGGGUUAUAUUCCAGAGACGGAUCUUCCCACUUGCACUGCUCCUCCUGCCUUCUCGAAAAGCGUUUGCAGCGCUCCUGGCCCUCCAAACCGGGAAGCUCCCCCAUCGCCAAGAACCCGGUGGUCCGCUCUAAGAGCUACAACGUCCCCAUGCUGACCCCCGUGGUGGAGCACGACACCGACUCGACCUCGGGCGGCGGAGCAGGAAUCAGACGGCACUCCGUCUCCGAGAUGACUUCCUGCUUGGAGGAGACCGGUUCUUUGGCUGAAUCCACAACAACUGCCACAAACAACACCAGCACAUCCAGCCUCGCCAACCACUCGCCAGCUUCCACCGUCUCCGCUGCACUU
Messenger RNA from Pseudoliparis swirei, 1339 nucleotides. RefSeq names its product proline-rich protein 5-like. The transcript has 9 exons. The record is from RefSeq and is a predicted model, not a curated record. Gene Ontology annotation, biological process: TORC2 signaling. Gene Ontology annotation, cellular component: TORC2 complex. Lineage: Eukaryota; Metazoa; Chordata; Actinopteri; Perciformes; Liparidae. The annotation marks the transcript as partial.